Messenger RNA from Triticum turgidum subsp. durum (durum wheat), 1281 nucleotides. The record is from the annotation of a GenBank genome assembly. NCBI's taxonomy places the organism in Eukaryota, Viridiplantae, Streptophyta, Magnoliopsida, Poales, Poaceae.
AUGGCUGAAGGGGCAAGGUUUCAUGGCAUGGUUGGCGGUGGCGGCAAGGGGAUGCAAGAGAACGAGUUCAAUGGCUUCUUCAGCAUGCCCUACUAUCAGAAAAUUGGGGAGGGCUCCCACAUGUCUGUCGACAGCACUGACAACUACAACCUCGCCGGUGGCUCCGUUACCAUGUCAGUGGACAACAGCAGCGUGGGCUCGAACGAGUCCCGUACUGUCAUACUAAAGCACCCGGGCCUCCGUGAUGCCCCAACCGCAAGCUAUUCGGUUGGCAACAGUGUCUUUCGUCCCAACCGUGUGGCUGCGCACACCCUAAAUGAAGAUGCAUUGGCCAGGGUUCUGAUGGACCCAAAUCAUCCAACAGAGAUACUUAGCAAGUACCAGCAGUGGGCCAUUGAUCUGGGGAGGUUGGAUAUGGGGGUUCCCUUUGCACAGGGAGCCUUUGGGAAGCUGUACCGGGGAACAUAUAUUGGAGAAGAUGUUGCCAUUAAGCUGCUGGAGAAGCCUGAGAAUGAUAUGGAGAGAGCACAAUCGUUGGAACAGCAGUUUGUGCAAGAAGUUAUGAUGUUAUCUACCCUAAGGCACCCAAAUAUAGUAAGAUUUAUAGGGGCCUGCAGGAAGUCAAUUGUGUGGUGCAUUAUUACUGAGUAUGCAAAAGGUGGCUCAGUCAGGCAGUUCCUGGCAAAAAGGCAGAACAAGUCGGUACCUUUGAGGCUGGCUGUCAAACAAGCAUUGGAUGUAGCGAGGGGAAUGGCGUAUGUGCAUGCUUUGGGAUUUAUCCACAGGGACCUGAAGUCGGAUAAUCUUCUAAUUGCAGCAGACAGAUCCAUUAAGAUUGCUGACUUUGGUGUUGCUCGAAUUGAAGUGAAAACAGAGGGGAUGACACCAGAGACAGGAACCUACCGCUGGAUGGCACCUGGUUGGUCUUUUUGUGUGUGCAGGGAAAUGAUCCAGCACAGGCCUUAUGAUCAUAAAGUUGAUGUCUAUAGCUUCGGGAUCGUUUUGUGGGAGCUUAUAACUGGCAUGCUUCCUUUCACAAACAUGACAGCUGUUCAGGCGGCUUUUGCUGUUGUAAAUAAGGGUGCUCGUCCAGCAAUCCCACAUGACUGCCUGCCUUCCCUAACCCACAUCAUGACGCGCUGUUGGGAUGCAAACCCUGAAGUUCGCCCACCAUUCACCGAGAUCGUCUGCAUGCUUGAGAACGCCGAGAUGGAGGUCGUGAGCCAUGUCCGUAAAGCACGCUUCCGCUGCUGCGUCGCUGAACCCAUGACCACCGACUGA